AUGAACGAUGGAAUAUCAGAGGAAGCUGCACAAGCUGUCUAUUUUCGGUGCUCAUCUAAACGAGUAGGGUCUGAAGGAGGAGUUGCUCUAUCUGAAGCACUUGGGGGAUGUGAGAAUCUGAAGAAACUUGAUCUACAGGACAACAUGUUUGGCGUAGAGGUUGGCGUCAAAUUGAGCAAGGCUCUUUCCAAACAUGAAUAUCUUACUGAGAUAACUGGAAAUGAUAUUACAGCUGAAGCUGCUUCCAGUUUAGCUGCUUGCAUUUCUACUAAAAAAGCUAUCACAGAGUUGAACUUGUCUGAGAAUGAACUCAAUGAUGAGGGUAAUGAUGAGUUGAAGGAUAUCUUCAAAGAAUCUCCGGAAGAGCUUGAACCUUUAGAUGAGAAUGACCCUGAACGAGGAGAUGAUGACAACAACAGAGAGUUUGGGAUGAUGGUAAAGGCGAUGAAGAUGAAUUGGAAUCCAAACUCAAAAAUCUUGAUGUCAAUCAAGAUGAAUAGAGGCUGUUCUCGGACAUUUUAUGAAAUUUUGUCGCUUGAGACUAGAAAUUUGCCUAAGUCUAUGUGGUUUGUUGUUUUGAACUGA
Molecule: messenger RNA, 585 nt
Organism: Fraxinus pennsylvanica
Lineage: Eukaryota; Viridiplantae; Streptophyta; Magnoliopsida; Lamiales; Oleaceae
Source: the annotation of a GenBank genome assembly